GAAACAGUGGUUAAAUAAAAAGGCUACAGAAAAGAUGAGCUGUUGCAUACCAACGAAAUCAACAACCGAGAGAAACAUUUCUCAGCAAGCAUCAAAUCCUAGUCUUAACGUAAGACGCGACAUUCUUGUGAGAAUCCCAGAAUGCAAGGUUAUUCUGAUGAACGAGGGCGAAGCCGGGCAGCUUGCCGCGGGCGACUUCGAGCUCCAGUGGAUAUCAGACGGCGAUGUAGCGCUGGCCGCAGCCGUGAAGGUCGGGGAGAAGCUCCAGUGGCCGCUGACCAAGGACGAGCCGAUAUUGAAGCUCGACGCUCUUAACUACCUCUUCUCGCUGCCGAUGAGCGACGCCCAGCCUCUCAGCUACGGCGUGGCGUUUGCGCCUGAGACGAGUGGCGGACUCUUGGGGCAGUUGGAUGCGUUGCUGGCCAAGCAUUGCUUGUUCACCGCUGCGCAGAAGAAGAAAAAUGUUGGCAUCGAUUGGAACAAGUUUGCGCCGGCGGUGGAUCAGUAUAACACUUUGUUGGGCCAGGCUAUUGCCAUAGGCACCGGCCACGUUAUUAGGGGCAUCUUCAAGUGCACAGAGGCUUAUACUAGUAAGGUGCAGGAAAUAGGGGAAACAAUCCUGAUUCCCAGAGUUGGGGAGAAUAACGCAGACCAGCCUGAAAAAAUCAGUGACAGUGGAGCAAACCAAAACAAGGCAUCCCUCAACAAAGCCUUGAUACACGCAAAGAAAUUGACAAAUAUGACAUAUAAAAUAACCAAGACCAUGGUUGAUGUGAUCGACGAAGCUUCAGAAUCAGUUAGAGAAGCGCGUGUGGCUUCCAUUAAUGCAGUUAAAAUGUUACUAGAGGCAACUGAAGCCGCUAGGAAUGAAGCAAUCGAAGCCACCGCGGGCGCUGUGCAAGACGCUGUCACUCGUAGGUGCGGAGAGAGAGCUGGGAAGAGGACGGAGCACAUAUUUGAAAUUGUAGGGAAUUGUGCCUCUACACUUUGCAAUAUAUUCAAGAUAAGAAAAGCCGUAGUCAGUUGUUGGACUGCUAUAUGUUGUUCAAAGAGCAACAAGAAGAUGGACUGACAAUUUGUAUACUUCAUCCCAUUUCUAUAUUUCAUUCAUGACCAUUUAUAUAUUGUUGUAUUAACCAUUCA
Molecule: messenger RNA, 1143 nt
Organism: Salvia hispanica
Lineage: Eukaryota; Viridiplantae; Streptophyta; Magnoliopsida; Lamiales; Lamiaceae
Product: senescence/dehydration-associated protein At4g35985, chloroplastic-like
Cellular component (GO): plasma membrane
Source: RefSeq, a predicted model, not a curated record